CGCGCGACUCGGCUGAUGAGCGAGUGGCUCAAGCCGCUGUGGAUUCGCCGUGAGCCACUGACUCCAUCCUCGGAACUUUGCCUACGGACAUUCGCUGUCAUUUGGGGAUUGGCCACCAGCAUCCGGCAGCGGAGCGGAGCAAUCCUGUUCGCUGCCGUCAUCCUGAAGGAUUGCGAACGCCGCCUGAGAUCUGCAUUUUACCCGUCUAACGCAAGACGCGCCAAAAGCUGGCAGAGCCCGCGCUAUUGUACCCAUUUGCUUGGGCCUUGAUGUCCUUUUGGUGUCCUUUGGUGUCCUGAAGUCUGUUGGAGCCAGGAAAAAACGCUAAUGGGCUCAGCCGCAAUGGCAUAGCACUUGUCCUUUGCCCUUUUGGUCGUCGGAAAAGACAACAUGAGAGGCCACAAGUCAUUCUCGGGCUACACACGCUCAUUCAUAAAAAGAAGAAAAGGGAAUAGAGCACAAUUCCGCCCGGGGGCUUGCGCGGCCCCGAUGUCAGAUAUCGUGAAGGUGGAGCCGGCCCUGGUCGCUGGAAUCUCAACAUGCUCAGAGCGUCUGGUUCUUUGCGUCACUUUUCCCACUGACCGAAGCCCUCCUCUCCAUCUGUCAUCGCUGAAGAGUCGGCCGUGCUGCCGGACCGCCAAAGCCCUGCCCCCGUGGCUUGGUUCCAUCUUCCCGGAAAGUGGCAGCCUGUUGGGCUCGCGCCUCGCCUCAGCACAGUCGUCCAGGCUUCAAUUUUGUUCUCCAGCCGGGGGCUCGGUUCUAGUGCGCUGGGCUGUGGGCAUCUAAAAGUGGGCUGUGUGCCUUCUUUGUUCUCUCGAAAUCUGGGGAUGCCAUAUUCUUAGCAGUGCUACAAUCCUUCGUCCUCCUAGACUGCCCCAUCCUGAGUUGCUACUGUCACCGCCUUUUAUUUUCUUAAUCAACCCUUUCACCUGCUGCCGCAAGGCUACAUAUGUAAAUGCCAGGCAUUCAACCUCGGCAGUCAUAUAGAUCCGGCACGGCACUCGUUGAUAUCCCGUGUUCCCACAUCCUGCGGCACAUCCGAUUAAGCUUCUCACGGCAUCAACUAGCCUCCAUCGCACCCAUCAUACACCGAACACCGAACACCCAUCUCCUGGUUAGGGGCCACGACGAUGGCGCACCACCGGGACCAGGCAAAAUUUGACCGGGCCCAGUGGCGGCUUAUGGCCCUCGUCCCUUCAUGGCUGGUGCAGAUCUCGCUCUACACCGUCCUCAUCGCCCUAUCCGCAUACCUCCUGGCAAACGCCAAAGGCGUCUCCGAUGAAAUAAAUGGGGCGGCAGUUGCGUGGGAAUCCAUCAGUAUCGGCUUCGCAGGCGUCUCAAUAUUAUGCACAGCAUUCGAGAUCUUGAGGACAUUUGCCGAGGCCCUGACACCAAAGGAGAUGGUCGUCUCCAGCCUCAUAAAACUUGUGGGGAUCAUUGUGUCCAUGAUAAUGGGAGGGUUGAUGUCAGACACGGACCUCUCCUCAUGGGCAACUACCACGCAGGCCAUCCACGGUGUUCUCAUUAUCCCUGUCCUUGCAAUGGGCUCAUACGCCGCCUGGAUUUGGAAGUGUCUAGCUCAAUACGACGAUUAUGACCACCCGGGUAACGUCAAGCCCUUCGGCUUCAAGAGCGACCGCAAGGAAAAGCUCCUCCACUCCCACAACGAGUCCGCUGACUGGGACGUGGAGCUUCGUGGGUCCUGGGCCUCGAGGGAGGUGGUCCUGGGCAACGCCGUCGACAUCACAUCACCAGCCCCGACAGCACCCUCCGCAGAGUCCGCCGCCUCCGAGACCCGACCGCGGGGGUCCUCGUUUUUCAAGGUCGGCGGGCGCCUCAACUUCAGCUUGACCAAUGAUGUGGACGCAGCGAACGCGCAGGCCAGCCGAAGCCGGGCCAACUCGUCAUCCGCGCUCUUGGGUGGGAGCACCACAGUCUCCGAGUCCCAACCGCAGUCACCCCCGAGCGAGUCAGCCGAGCCGGCUAUCCCCAAGAGGCAGUUAUCGUAUAUCUCCGUGACAGGGACGGGGUUGGACCGCCGUGCCUCGUACAACCAUACUCGCGACACAUCCUUCGAUGAAUACGUCAAGCAGCACCGCGCAAAACAGAGCCAGGGGUCAAUCCGCUACACCAGCGGCAGACGCAGCAGCAGCGCAGCCCUGACCCGCAGCCCGGCGCAGUCAACUGCAGACGGCACCACGGCACAGAAGCAGCAGCAACAGCAACUGGAGUUCAAGAGCGAUGUCGACGACGCCGUGGGCUCGGCAUUCGGCUGGGGCAAGGGGAGUAGAUCGUCGAGUCUGGACAGCGUCAUGGCCGGGGGCGAGCCACCCGCCAUCGCAGUCGGCUGUGGGGCCGUACCAAGCGCCAAGUCGGUCCGGGACAGUCUCGGACGGGCGCCCAGCGACGGUAGCGAGAGGGGCGCCCUGGGUACCAUGCCUGACGACGAAGACGACCACGAGGGUGACAAUGGCCCGGAAGGAGUGGACGAGGACAGGCGGCAGAGGAAAGUGAGCGAGGCGGGCCGGGCUCUGCUCGGGGACGGCGAUGGGGAGUUCCGCGAGGUUCCGGAGUCGCUGAGGCCCGCUUCGGGUGGCAAUACGAGGCCCAGGGCCUUGAGCGAGACGAUUCAAUUUAUUGUGACGCCACCUCCCGCGACACCCACGGAGGAGGGGAACGGCGGGCUCAGGAAGACAUGGGGGGCUGCGUACCAGCCAUGAGUGAACGAGGUGGACUAGUGAUACCCAUUUAACAAGCGUGACAAAUUUCUUAGUCAUGAAUAUCUAUUUUCCAAAGCG
Messenger RNA from Diaporthe batatas, 2798 nucleotides. RefSeq lists its product as uncharacterized. The transcript is spliced from 3 exons. The coding region runs from base 1131 to 2720 and encodes 529 amino acids. NCBI's taxonomy places the organism in Eukaryota, Fungi, Ascomycota, Sordariomycetes, Diaporthales, Diaporthaceae. The record is from RefSeq and is a predicted model, not a curated record.